AUUUUAGUUGCAAAUGAGUAGGGAAAAUGUUCAGUUGUCAGCUAGUGAUCACUGCUCUAGCUAGGACAUUCUCUGUUAAAGUGACUUGAAGUGUUGUUUUUUUUUUUAUAUUUAUUAUUCUUCAAAUUUUCUGCAACACCUGGAUUUAUACUGAAUGUCUGAAGAACUAGAGAGGAACAAGCAAGUAGCCAGGCUAUAUAGCCAGGCUAAAGCUGUGGAUGCUUUCUCAUUUGUUGUUUCAAAACCCAGCAGGGCAAGUGCUGCAUGAGUUCAGAUGUCUCUCUUCUCUUCUCGUGCUUGCCCCGAGCAUUUCUACAAAAUAAUUGAUGGGCAGAAGCGAUCAUACAGAGAGUUGAUCAAAGGGAUAGGUGGCUCUGCCGAGUUAAAGACACUUUGUCUCUUCUUAAGAGCACAGAAAAGAAAUAGCAGUACAGCUAUUUGAUUGCCAUUAGGUCGCUAUGGAUCUCUGCCGUUUGUCAUGGCUUGGGCAUGUGGCCAAGAGGACAAUUAAACAACCUGGUGGGGAUGCAGGGAAGUGAUGUGACAUUUCACAACAUUAUUUCCCAGCCUUUCUGUACCUUUUGCAGUUGAGCUGCAGCAGGACCAAUCUGGUCUUUCUGGCAGCGGGCAGUGCUGGCCCAGUAUACCCAGGAGACCACUUAAAAGCCGUGUAUGGAGUACGGUUCCCUUGGCCGCUCUAGUCCUGUCGCUGGUAUCAGUGUAGCUCUCAGGGACGGUUGCUCUUCGUCCCGUCGCGGCCCCGGGGCCUUGGACGCUCCCGACACGCACUGGCCAGCCGGCCCUCUCGGUUCUCUCCGCAGGGAGGAAGCGGGCGGGGACGGUUGAUGGCCGGCGGCUGCCCACAGCUGCGCCGGCCUCCGGCACCUUCACAGCAGCGACCCACGGCCGCUUUUCUUUCUCUCCCGCCAGCCAUGCUGCCCGCCUGCCGCGGCCCCGCUGCCCGUGGUGGGCUGGGAGCGGGCGGUGCCGCCUGGGAGAGCGACCUCGCCUUCUACGUGCUAUGGGCAAUGCAGGAGCCGCCGCGACGGCUGAGCAGCCAGUCCAGCAAGAUGGGCUACCAAGCCUGGCUGCCCCUGCCACUGCCCAGGCAGCUGGUGGUGUUCAGCCUGGGUGACUGGAGCUGCUACUCCCCAGACACGAGCAUCGCGGUGGACGUGCUGGUGGCACCAGGCGUUGGGGCGCAGCAGCUUGGCACACUGGGGCCUGCCUGCAGGUCUCUGGUGUGGGAAGGUGACUGGAGGACAGAUGUUCUCAUGGCCUCAUUGAAAAAAGUGGAUGAAGGCAACCCUGUGAAGCUUGUCCUGACUGUCCAUGGACAGCUGCUCCGGGGAGUCUCCAGCAGUACGCCCGCCCACUCAUUUCUGGUCCCAGAGACCACCCAGUCCCCAGUGCUCCCUGCUGAUGAGGGGCCCCUUGAUCAGGACCUAGAGGAUCCUACUGCCGUUAAGAGUCAGAGCUCUGAGAUGGCUGCAGGAACUUCCUGGCCUGGCAGGAAGGACUUCCACACACCACUAAGGAGCCUGGUGGUACCCUGCACCUUGAAGCCACCACCUCAUGAGAUGGGGCCCAGUGACGCCUGGAAGAAGAGUCCUGUCCGCCCCAAGAAGCCCAGGAAAAUUUUAUUUGAACCCAGAGCAUCUGAGAGAGAGCUUGACGUAGAAGAUCUGGCGGUGGAGGAGUUGCAAGGCAGCCCCAGCCCACGGUGGUGCCAUGCCAUGUGCCUCAGUGAUCUGAGAACAGCUGUUCUGGUUGGCGGAGAAGGCAUCGAUCAGCAGGCCUGCAAGGAUGCUCUGUGGAAACUGGAAAUCGACAGCGAUUUUUGGCUUCCAGUGAGUCUCCAGCAACAAAACGCAAUGCCAUCAUGCUUACGUGGUCACACAGCUACCUAUGACCCAGAAACCAAGCGUAUCUACAUUUUUGGGGGCAUUAGGGAGGACAAAGACUACAGCAGCAUCUACAUUCUGGACACAGUCACCUGGAAAUGGCUUCUUGUGGCUGCUAAAGGAAGAAUGCCAAUGCUGACCUAUCACAGUGCAACUAUCUAUCGCAAGGAGCUCUUCGUCUUUGGAGGGGCUUUCCCUAAAACCGCAUCACUGGCAGUUGGACCCUGCAGCAACAUGCUCUAUGUCUUCAAUCCAGAACAUGAAAUUUGGUACCAGCCCAUCUCAGAAGGGGAGAAGCCACUGCCUAGGCUUGGGCAUUCAGCUACUCUACUGAAGAACAAGCUGCUGAUAUUUGGGGGUCAGAGAUCUUGUCUCUACCUCAGUGACAUGCACAUCUUGGAUCUGGGUUUCAUGGAGUAUACACCAGUCCCCCUCCAUGCAGGACAGCCUUCUGCACGUUGUUUUCAUGCAGCUCUGGCUGUGUCAGACUGGAAAGUUCUGAUCAGUGGAGGCUGCAAUGCCAAGGGAGCCCUGCAGGAUGCCUUUGUUUUUCACCUAGAUACUCUUUCUUGGAGCACAGUGAUCCACCAUGACCUCUGCUCUGUGCCACGAGCUGGCCACACAUUGCUUGAUCUGACUCCUGCCCAUGUGAUGGAUGUGGACAAGGCGAAGAAGAAUAAGCAUAACCUGCAUAUGGUGUUGGUCUUUGGGGGCUCCAACUGUGCUGGAACCUUUUACAACAGCACAAAGAAGAUCCAGCUGGACCUAUGAUAAUGCAGGAUAACCAGAAUGAGUCUGGCACAGCAAGGGCUCUUUGCCAGCACAAAGAAGGGUAAUAAAUGAGUCUCAGAAAUGUGGCAGUCCAGGUUUCUAUAUGGAAUUGAAUGCUACCUUGGCACAAGAUAUCACUGACUUGCAAUGUCUUUCUGUAUGCUGUGCAUAUUGCCCUUUUAGGGCAGUUGAUACACAGCAUCAGACUGGUAGAAAUCCCCUAUCAUAUCUCUGGCUUGGUGCCUAGGUGUGGGUGCCAGAACUUUCAUGGGAUCCGAGAUAAACCUUCACAGGAACACA
Numida meleagris (helmeted guineafowl) is the source of this 2975-nucleotide messenger RNA. RefSeq lists its product as uncharacterized. Gene Ontology annotation, molecular function: protein binding. The transcript is spliced from 13 exons. The record is from RefSeq and is a predicted model, not a curated record. Lineage: Eukaryota; Metazoa; Chordata; Aves; Galliformes; Numididae. The coding region runs from base 846 to 2675 and encodes 609 amino acids.